Nerophis lumbriciformis (worm pipefish) is the source of this 1437-nucleotide messenger RNA. The record is from RefSeq and is a predicted model, not a curated record. Lineage: Eukaryota; Metazoa; Chordata; Actinopteri; Syngnathiformes; Syngnathidae.
AUGGCUGAGCAGAAAAUGCUAAAAUUUGUAGACGUUGAACGGGACAUGCCUGAAAAGCGCAUUCCCAAUUUACGAACAUCUGAUUUCGAUGAGAUUUACCAACAGUACGCCAAGGACAAAGCCGCGGAGCAAUCGAGCCGCUGUAGCCAGUGUGGUGUGCCGUUCUGCCAAGACCACUGUCCGCUGCACAAUAAUAUCCCUGAUUGGCUGAAGUUGACAGCAGAGGGGCGCUUGCAGGAAGCCUAUGAGGUUUCGCAAGCCACGAACCAGUUCCCAGAGAUCUGUGGACGGAUUUGUCCGCAGGAUCGUCUGUGCGAAGGCAACUGUGUGAUUGAGCAAUCUGGGCAUGGCACUGUGACCAUCGGGGCCGUGGAGAAAUACAUCACCGACACCGCGUGGGAAAACGGCUGGGUGAAACCGAUCAAGCCCCAUGCAGAGCGUCCUGAAAGCGUGGGCAUCAUUGGUGCGGGGCCUGCGGGGUUGGCGGCGGCAGACGUGCUGCGCCGUGCGGGCGUGCAAGUGGUGAUUUAUGAUCGGUAUGAUCGUGCGGGCGGUUUGCUGACUUAUGGCAUCCCUGGCUUCAAGCUGGAGAAAGACGUUGUGGAGCGCCGCAAUGAUCAGCUGGGCAAGGGCGGUGUGACGUUCAAGCUGAACUGCAACAUCGGUGAGGAUAUGAGCUUUGCCGACCUGCAGUCCGAGCAUGACGCAAUCCUGAUCGGGACGGGUGUUUACAAGUCCCGCGAUCUGGGUGGGCCAGGUGCUGGGUUGGACGGUAUUGUGCGGGCGAUUGAUUACCUGACAGCAUCUAACCGUCAGAAUUUUGGGGAUAAAGUACCUGAGAUCGAGAGCGGAGAGCUGUGGGCGGAAGGCAAGAAGGUUGUGGUGAUCGGUGGCGGUGACACGGCGAUGGAUUGUGUGCGCACGGCCAUUCGCCAAGGGGCGACCAGCGUGAAAUGCCUGUACCGUCGGGAUCGUGCGAACAUGCCAGGUUCCCAGCGCGAAACCGCGAAUGCCGAAGAAGAAGGCGUAGAAUUUGUGUGGUUGUCUGCGCCCAUUGGGUUUCAUGGUGACGAGGCUGUUACAGGCGUUCAUGUGCAGCAAAUGCGCCUUGGAGCGCCUGAUGUGACAGGCCGCCAAGCACCAGAAAAAAUCCCUGGCGCUGAUUACAUCGAGGAUGCGGAUAUCGUGAUCAAGGCGCUGGGUUUUGAGCCAGAAGAGCUGCCAACGUUGUGGGAUACACCAGAGUUGGAAGUGACCCGUUGGGGCACUGUGAAGGCUGAUUUUGUGACCAAGCGCAUUGCCAUGGAUGGUGUUUAUGCAGCGGGCGAUAUUGUGCGCGGUGCAUCGCUUGUGGUCUGGGCGAUUGCAGACGGGCGCGAUGCGGCGCAGAGCAUUUUGGAAGACCUGAAUGCCCGUGCUGCGGUUGCGGCUGAAUAA